UUUUUUUCCUUUUCUGGUAAAGGAAGCGACAGCAACCACGUUGAUUAAAUUCUUAUUAGUAUUAACGGCUCAGAUUCAGUCAAGUAACAAUUACUUCGUGAGUUGAACGUGGCAUCCACGAUAUGCAAAACGUCAACUCGCAAUCUCCAACCACCAUUCGCCACGUUGAAACUUUCUGUCUAUAAAUAGGGCUUCCCAAUAAAGGUAAAUCGGAAAUAUUGAAAGGCCAAAGAAAAUAAAACUAGAGAAUAUGGGUUUUGGAGUAAAGCUGUGGUUCUCCUUUUUAUUUACGUUGGUCAUAGUUUCCUCAGCUCGUAACACCAUUUCAGUUUCAGGGGAGGAGAUUGUAUUGGCUGCGGAAGGAAGGUCUCUAAUGGCAAGCAUCGAGGAUUACAGUGAACCGACAGCGAAUCGUGGCCAUGAUCCUCUUUCAAGGACAAGAAGUAGUAGUGGCAUCAAUGGUGGUGGCCGCAAAGGUCGAGAAGGUUAACGAUA
This is a messenger RNA of Durio zibethinus, 495 nucleotides long. Its product is annotated as protein PSY3-like. Lineage: Eukaryota; Viridiplantae; Streptophyta; Magnoliopsida; Malvales; Malvaceae. The record is from RefSeq and is a predicted model, not a curated record.